AUCUCAGAAGCCCAAUCAUCAAAGCCAGUUGAGCUGAACUCAAGUACGGUUCAAAUCGGACCAUUUUUGCUCUAUUUUUCUUUAACAACACAUUCCAUAGCAGAAAGCAGUGAGAUCUGCUACGAGCUAAUUCGAAAAUGGAGUAUCGCAAAAUCAAAGAUGAGGAUGAUGAUGGUGGAACUGUAAGUGAUGACAUUGAGAAUCUAAGAGGCACAGGGUUUCCAGGGGUUGCUUCCGUAAGUAAUGUUCCUCCAAGGGAACAGGCUAAGUGGAAACGCAAGACAAUUGUUACACUUGCAUUGACUUUUCUUACAAGUUCACAAGCAAUACUUAUUGUCUGGUCGAAGAGAGCUGGGAAGUACGAGUAUAGUGUUACCACAGCGAACUUUAUGGUGGAGACUUUGAAAUGUGCCUUGUCACUUGCAGCCUUGGCGAGAAUAUGGAAAAGUGAAGGUGUUACAGAUGAUAACAGGUUGAGUACAACCCUCGAUGAAGUUAUUGUUUAUCCCAUUCCUGCCUUACUUUAUCUUGUCAAGAAUUUGCUACAGUAUUACAUCUUUGCCUAUGUUGACGCACCGGGUUAUCAAAUACUGAAGAAUCUGAAUAUUAUCAGUACUGGUGUUUUGUAUCGUAUCAUCCUUAAGAAAAAAUUAAGUGAGAUUCAAUGGGCAGCUUUUAUUCUCUUAUGUGCUGGCUGCACAACAGCACAACUAAAUUCUCGUUCCGAUCAAGUACUUCAAACACCUCUGCCAGGUUGGAUAAUGGCCAUUGUGAUGGCUCUUUUGAGUGGAUUUGCAGGAGUCUACACUGAGGCUAUAAUUAAGAAGCGUCCUUCAAGGAAUAUAAAUGUGCAGAAUUUCUGGUUGUAUAUCUUCGGAAUGGCCUUCAAUGCUGUAGCAAUACUAAUACAAGAUUUUGUUGCUGUCAUGAACAAGGGCUUCUUCCAUGGAUACUCAAUAAUUACCACUCUCAUGAUCCUUAACCAUGCACUCAGUGGAAUUGCUGUAUCGAUGGUAAUGAAAUAUGCGGACAAUAUUGUGAAGGUCUAUUCCACCUCUGUUGCAAUGCUUCUCACUGCCGUUGUUUCCGUCUUUCUCUUUGGCUUCAAUCUGACCCUUGCUUUCUUCCUUGGUGCCACUGUUGUAUCGGUAUCGGUUUACUUGCACUCUGCCGGGAAGCUGCAAAGGUAGCGACUUCCUGCAUUGGGUUCGCCCCGACAAUGUGAAGUCUUGUGCAUUCAGAUUUAGUUCAAGUGUUAAACAGUGUUUAAGGGGUAAGUUCCCAGACUUUAAUUCCUUGUUUAACCAUUUUUUAGCAGUUUAACUUUCUUUAUUCUUUUGGGUGUGUUUUAUUGAGUUAUCCUGUGGUAAUUCUAAACUUUUAAUCUUUGAUAAUAUUAAACUCGA
Messenger RNA from Hibiscus syriacus, 1406 nucleotides. Its product is annotated as CMP-sialic acid transporter 4-like. The record is from RefSeq and is a predicted model, not a curated record. Gene Ontology annotation, molecular function: pyrimidine nucleotide-sugar transmembrane transporter activity. The transcript has 15 exons. Gene Ontology annotation, biological process: pyrimidine nucleotide-sugar transmembrane transport. NCBI's taxonomy places the organism in Eukaryota, Viridiplantae, Streptophyta, Magnoliopsida, Malvales, Malvaceae. Gene Ontology annotation, cellular component: Golgi membrane. Bases 138 to 1190 code for a protein of 350 amino acids.